GCUACCGCUCGUAGCACCGGAGAGGGCGCGCUGCAAAGGCUGGCAGCCGAGCCAGGGUAUCCCGGGAGCCGAGUCAGACACCCUCCGGAGAAAAGAAAUGAGGUAGCGACCGUCCCGGGAGCCGACCAUGCGCACGCCUGGCCCUCGGAGCCCCGCGCUGCCCCCGCCGAGCCAGCCCUAACAGUGAGCCGCGGAGCCCAAGUCCUCGGCGUCCUGCCUGUGGGAAGAUGCAGUGAGCCACGGGGGGAUUGCUGCGCGGGGCCCGCCGCGGCCAUCCGGACCCACCAUCGGAGCGCACUUGGGGCAAGCAACUGCUUCUGGGACCCGCUCAACCAAGGGGCUCUCUGCCUCCAGCACCCCUUGGAGGUGGGGAGUAGCGACCCCUGGGUACACUCGCGGUUGAGUUUCCGCGGUUUCUGGCCCUAGCGACUGUGUGUGUGUGUGAGAGGGGGGCCCUUAUUCACCUUCGCCGAGGUGUUCCUGCGUAUUCUCGCACCACCCCGGCUGCUUUUUCUGGGGGCUUUCUCAUUUAUUUGCACGCGCACAUCUCUUUUUUUCUAAAGACGUUUUCCGCCCCACUCUUGUGCUGUCUUUCUCUCAUUUUGCCUGCUUAAGACUCUGCCCUGAUCCUGCUCAGGCUGGGGUAAAUCUGUGUGCUCCUUCCCUCCUCCCCCUUGCAGUUAGAUCUUAAAAAAAAAAAAAGAAAGAAAUUCGACCCCUACCUCUUUUGCUGGGUUCUCGAGCCUUAUACACCCCCAUUCCCCCGCCCCCACUCCUGAUUGGGCCACUCCCAGCAGUUUUAUUUUUCGGUCUUGCCCGGGCCGAGCCCGGCCGGGGCGGGUGGCUCAGCCGGGAUCUCAACCGGCGCUCCGCCGCCGCCGCCCAGCUGCGCGGGGGCACCCUCCGGAGAUGCUGCCGUGGAAGAAGCACAAGUUCGAGCUGCUGGCCGAGGCGCCGCCACGGCAGGCGUCCAAGCCCAAGGGCUACGCGGUGAGCCUGCACUACUCUGCGCUCAGCUCGCUAGCGAGGGCGUGCCCCGAAGGCGCGCUCAGCCGGGUGGGCAGCAUGUUCCGCUCCAAGCGCAAGAAACUGCACAUCACAAGCGAGGACCCCACUUAUACUGUGCUCUACCUGGGCAAUGCCACCACCAUCCAGGCGCGCGGCGACGGCUGCACCGACCUAGCGGUGGGCAAGAUCUGGAGCAAGAGCGAGGCGGGCCGUCAGGGCACCAAGAUGAAGCUGACUGUGAGUGCGCAGGGUAUCCGCAUGGUGCACGCCGAGGAGCGCGCGCUGCGGCGCCCUGGCCACCUGUACCUGCUGCACCGCGUUACCUACUGUGUGGCGGACGCGCGACUGCCCAAGGUCUUCGCCUGGGUGUACCGGCACGAGCUCAAGCACAAGGCGGUCAUGCUGCGCUGUCACGCGGUACUCGUGUCGAAGCCCGAGAAGGCGCAGGCCAUGGCCCUGCUGCUCUACCAAACGUCGGCCAACGCUCUGGCGGAAUUUAAACGGCUCAAGCGGCGGGACGAUGCGCGUCACCAGCAACAGGAGCUGGUUGGCGCUCACACCAUCCCGCUAGUGCCGCUGCGCAAGCUGCUCCUGCACGGACCCUGCUGCUACAAACCGCCGGUGGAGCGCAGCCGAAGUGCGCCCAAGCUCGGCUCCAUCACCGAGGACCUGCUCGGCGAACAGCAGGAGCAGGAGCUGCAGGAGGAAGAGGAAGAGGAGCACGCGGAGGGUUGCCCCGAGGAGGAGGAGGACCGAGCUGGGGAGGGAGAGCCGGCAGAGCCAGAGGCCGAAGCGAAGCGGGCGCUGGUGGUGGCCAUGCACUUCGAAUGCGGGGACUUGCUGGACACGCUGGAGAGUGGCCACGAGGAGGCGCUAGGGGGCGGCGGGGUCUCGCCGGGCCUUGAGGCUGGGUCGCCUCUGCUGCUGGGCAGCACCUCCGACAUGAGGGUCGAGCUUUCGCAGCUUAUUAACGACCUGGGUGAGCUCAGCUUUGGCAACGACGUGCACAGCCUGCAGGCGGACUUGCGGGUGACGCGCCUGCUGUCGGGCGAGAGCACGGGUAGCGAGAGCUCCAUUGAAGGAGGGGGCCCGGAUGCCAACACUGCCACCGCCGGGGACCCAUCCGGCCCUGCGGACUGCUCCAGCCCAGACGAGCCCCACUCGGGCUGAGCUCCCAGCAAUGUCCUGUGCGCGCCCCUGGCGCCCGAUCGUGACCCAGACGCGUCUCUCCACCACUUCCUUACCUCCCAACCUGGCCCAGGAAAGGGGAAAUGGGACACUUGAGGCCCAGACCCUCCCUCUCUACACCCGUACAAAUGGCUGUGUUUGAAGCGGGGCUCAGAUUGCAAGUGGAGAUACGGGGGAGGGGAACCCUACAAGGAAGGGGAAAGAGGUCGCCAUCUGGGGUCUGGGGAAGGGAAAGGCCGCUGGUGUUAGCAAGUUUCCUGUUUGUGGGGCAGCUGGGGCCUGAGGAGGAGGGGUUAACUUCCUCCCCCACCGGCCAUCUGGGAGGGCCUAGCGUUGUCAUUGACAUGGCAGUUUUUGUUUUUUUUUUAAAUUGCUUUCACAGUGUUUGAGGCUUUAAUGCCACCUCCUUGGACCCAGCCUUUUUGGUGCGAGAGCUUGGGUUGUUUACCUCAGACUCAGACCCUUGAAAUUCUGCCAAAUUCCUCAAAUAACUAGUGGGGAAGGGAGAGGGGUGAAAGAAAGUCGCAUUUUGUUUACAGUUAUUGACAUCUAAUACCUAGAAAAAGUUUUCCUUAAGAAACACACACACCUUGCUCCUGCUCAAAAGAUCUCACUCCGUGAUACUGUGUAAAAUAUUUUUGCACUGUUGUGAAGUAUUUUUGACAUCUUUUUUGGUUUCCUUGUACAUAACUGUGUUCUCAGAGUCCAAUGUUUAUAUCUUUUGCUGUGCAAAAGGGACAUGUAAAAUGUUGUUCAGUUGUAUAUACAGAAAUGUGUAUAAAACAUUUUGUUAUUUUUUAAGAGUAGCCGUGCUCUGGUUCUGUUUGCACGCCAGUGGGGAAGAGAAUAAAGAGGAAAAUUGGACAGAACAGGUGAGCAUCCAAAGCUGCUUCAGAACAUGCUUGGCCAUGGGAGUGGGCGGGAGAGGGUGUGACUAUGACUAGGAUAGGGUUGGGAGGCUCGUCUUUGUCCUUCGAAGGGCUUGGAGGUGAUUGAGAAGGGGGAACCUGCUUUUUGCGUAGUCUGGGGCCUUUCUUGUCCUCUGAAACUCUGGGUACCGCAGCUAGGUCCGGAUUCUUCGCUUAUUCAGUUCUAUAAGCAUCAGCUGUUUUAACCUCUUUGAGGCAAUUCUUGGAGAUGCCAGGUCCUCACUGCCAGACCUGUGAGAUGAUUUAGGGAGGGGUAACUUUCAAGGUCUUCUAGGGUUUUACCACCUCCUGUGGUUCACCUUUUCCUUCCCAAACAGCUCAAGGAGCUGUAAAGAUGAGAAUUAGAGAAUGGAUGGAAGUCCCUAUGAGGUUCUCUUAAGGAGUGGGAGCAUCUCUGUUUUUCCUGAAAGGAAAAGCAAGGAGAAAGGAAAGUUAAGUUCUAGUCAUGGCUUGAAUGAGUCACAGUGCAGGUGGAGUGGGGUGGGGAGCAGGUGGAAAAGCCCAUUUUCUUUCCUUCUACAAGCCAGCCUGACCCAGUGGGAGAGUGGUUUGGAGGUCAAGGCGGAGAAGGACUGCUAGAGCUUGGUCUGUGUGUGUGUCUUAGUGUUUUCAUGCUUGCUCUGUGUUUGUUUCUGUUGUAAAUUCCAAACAGAUGUCUCGAGUUUGGCUGCACCCGAUCAGUUGGAAGCUGUAAUAAGAUGCUGCCAAAACUGUGCCUUCUGCAAAUUGUUUUUUUCCCUUUGCCCCUGUGGGCCCUUUUUCCCUAUGUCGUAGAAAUUGAUUGCUCUCUUGGCCUUCCCUGCUGUCCUGAGGCCCUUGGUUUUGUUUUCAUUGUAAAUGUGUUCUGAGCAGAUACGCCCAGUGAUCCUUAAGGAGUCUAGA
Budorcas taxicolor (takin) is the source of this 4007-nucleotide messenger RNA. RefSeq names its product family with sequence similarity 43 member A (gene FAM43A). Bases 910 to 2178 code for a protein of 422 amino acids. The record is from RefSeq and is a predicted model, not a curated record. The transcript has a single exon. Lineage: Eukaryota; Metazoa; Chordata; Mammalia; Artiodactyla; Bovidae.